UAAUACAAUGUAGAUCCAUAAACAGUUACAUUAUGUAUAAAAUAUAAAGCAGCCGUAACCAAAAAAAAUAUGAUUAACAUACUUUCUUACAUAGGAAUGAACUUACAGUCCGAGGUAUGCCUGUGGACGCUCCUUGGACUUUUGCGAACAAUCUUCGACGCCACACUAUUCAAAGUGAAUGCUAAUCUUAAACAGGUAUGGCAAAUGAAGAUGCCUCCGGAGAUGUCACUUCCAGUACAGCGGGCCCUCCGGACGAUGAUCUCUGGCGUGAUGCUGGCCCAAUGCUUCACGGUCUAUGUCUACCUAGCCUCAUACAUAGUACUUCUGUAUCCUGUUUUUUUGGAAGAACGUCCCACCUUAGUGCUGCCAUGGCUCCUGUUAGCUGCGAUAAGAAAUUUACUAUGCGAACUGACGAGCUUAGCACUAGGCCUCGGCACGUGUGUUCUCCUGGGACCUGCUCGACCACCUUGUAUUCGAUUCGUAAUAAUCAAGCUGGCCUCAAUCAUGCCCGCAUUUUAUAUGUGGAUGCUUAAUUUCGGGUAUUACCAUAAUUUGAAAAUGGCAUCUGCAUUCAAAACAUUCCCUGCGGUAUUGCCAGCAAAGGACCUUGAUUACGGAUUAGAAUUAGCUGUACGUAGACGACGAACCAAGUCUUUACAAGGUGAAGAUCAGUUACGCAAAAAACUUAUUGCCAGUCUUUACGCCGAGCAAGUUUUGUUAACAGACAAAAUAAUGACCCCAGUUUUGUCAUGUAUUAAGGAAUCAAAACAAAGUUUACCAAUAGUAAGUCAAGUUACCAGUAAUGCAGAUAUUACGUCUGCCUUAGAUACUCUGUGUCCCAUGUCCGUUACAUCUAACAGAACAAUGUCUGAUAUAGGCACAUACGAAGACUGGUUUGGUAGUGAAGUAGUGGUACCUCGUGAUACAGACCGGAUUCUAGAACAGUUUGUAUUAAUGCUUAUGCGAAUAGGAGCUUAUUUGAAAAAAGAAAACGUAGAAUCUAUAAGGCAUUUAAAUUCACAUUCGCAAGCAGUUUUACUGAGACACAAGCAAGUUGAAUGCACCGCUAUGCCUUCCGAAGAAACUGACACGCCUCCAUUAGUAGGAAAUACUAAGGGGGGAACUGCAUCAUAUUUGCGUGAUUAUCCACAGAUUUUCGGGAAAAAAACAGAUAUUUUGAGUACUUUAAAUACAUCUGAAUUGGCUGAAGUUAAAAGUAGCUCCAGUUCACAAUCUGCAAAAUCUACUAAAGGGGUAUCAACGGAGACUGUGGAGGUGAAAUUUAAAAAUUUGACUAUACAAGAAUCUAGAGACAUGUUCACUUAUUUACAAGAUAAGAAUAAUGUUGAUGAUGUUAGUGAACAAAUCGAUAACGAACAAUUUCUAAAUAACUUAAAGGUAGAUUCAGGUGAUAAAGAUGAAGUAGGAAAUAAUAAAACUAUCAACGAAAUCAGAGACAGUACAGAGCCAAAUCAGAGUGAAAAUAAAAACAAAUUCAAGACCUCCGAACGCAUUUUAAAUCUCAACAAGUAUAAAAGAAAAGAGUCGAAGUAAUUUAAGACACAACCAGCGAGCCCAAGCAAACGUAAUAAUCGGUAAA
Molecule: messenger RNA, 1600 nt
Organism: Pararge aegeria (speckled wood butterfly)
Lineage: Eukaryota; Metazoa; Arthropoda; Insecta; Lepidoptera; Nymphalidae
Exons: 5
Coding region: 70-1554 (494 amino acids)
Source: RefSeq, a predicted model, not a curated record